UCUGUGUGUUCACAAUUUAACAACAAUCAAUAUCUAUCUUACAACAAUUAAUUUAAAUCCAUCCUUCUGAUUGAUUCUGUUAUCAUCAGUCCAACACUUAAUAUGAAAACUUGAUAUAUAAUAACAGUGCUGUUUCAAGACAAAUUUAAUUGUCAUCAUUUAACCAACAAACUUGAUACAAUUUAAGUGUCAAAUCAACAAUUAACUUUUUUUUUUGUUUACAUUUUUGAUUUGCCUCCAAAAUCAUCAUAUAAACAUUAACAUUGUUAUUAAAUAGUUAUCCAAGUUUAAUUUACCUUUUUCAUCUGGAUUGUUGGAUCAGGUGGAAAUAUUGACAAUUGAUUGUUGAUUGUUGAUCCUUUUUGUUACAAUUAAAUUCGUGAAUGGAUAAAGCGAGUAGAGGCCAAUCAUCAUCUCGAUCCAAUUACGACAAUGACACAAGUUGGUUAAAUUCACAAUUAUCGGGACUUCGUGGUAGUGCUCAGGACGAAAGGUUCCAAUAUGUUUGGCGAAACUUAACUUCAUCAUCUUCAUCAAGUUCUCACUCUUACCAAGGUGGAUCAUCGUCUACAGGAGCAUCCACAUCAUCUUCAUCUUCAUCCUCAUCCUCAUCUUCAUCUUCAUCUUCAUCUUCGUCCUCUUCUUUUGUUUUUAAGGUUCCAAAAGGAUUAACCAUGACGGAGGAGGUUGAUAUCGCGAGUAUACCUUGUUGUCCUGAGAAUUUCGAGCCACUAUUUAAAUUGGGCCUUUGUUUUGAAGCGAAAAAACAAAUUGAAGAAAGUAUCAAAUGCUACCAGAAAUGUAUACGAAUCAAUGACGGCGAUCGGAGAUUGUGGCAGUGUUUGGGUCAAGCUUAUUUCGUCCGAGGAAGUUAUGUUAAUGCUAACAAAUGUUUCAUUCGAUCGAUACAAUUAAGAGUUAACCAUGGUGGUGAUGGAAAAAUGGCGGAAGAAAAUUACUAUGAAGAAAUUCGGAUUGGUGAAAUAAAGACACUUCUCAAUGAUCACGAAGAAGGUUCAACAAUCUAUAAAGAAGUGAUUAAACAAUCACCGGAUAACAUUUUGGCUUUUCUUGGUUUGGCUCGAGUUAAAUUAAUCAUGGCAUGUGAUUUAUUUGAUAAAUCAGAUAAAUCAGAGGCUUUAAUUACCUGUGAUGAGGUUUUCUCACUAACAAGUAAAGUCAUCUCUCUACAGCCAAAGUUAAUUCAACCACUGAACAUUAUUGUUAAUUGUUGCCUUUCGAUUUAUUCACAUUUAAAUCAAGAUGAAGAGGUAACUUUAUCCGGAAAGAAAUAUACUCGCCUUGGGGUGUUAAAUAUUUCCAAAAAUCAUACAAUGAAAGCUUUAUCUUUGAAAGAAUUACCUUAUUUAUGGUAUCAUUUGUUUAUAAUUUACUCACUUUUAUUCAGUGAAACAUCAGAUGAAAUUGAUUUGAAAAAAUCAAUUCUUUGUUUGGAAAAAUGUAAACAAAUGAAAAAUUAGUUUUACUAAAUUGAGUUAACUUAAUGUAAUUAAAGUGAAAAGAUUUACACUUUUGUUUAUAUGGUCAA
Messenger RNA from Panonychus citri (citrus red mite), 1549 nucleotides. Its product is annotated as tetratricopeptide repeat protein 37-like. The transcript is spliced from 2 exons. The record is from RefSeq and is a predicted model, not a curated record. The coding region runs from base 384 to 1481 and encodes 365 amino acids. Lineage: Eukaryota; Metazoa; Arthropoda; Arachnida; Trombidiformes; Tetranychidae. Gene Ontology annotation, molecular function: protein binding. Gene Ontology annotation, cellular component: Ski complex.